AUGGAAUCGGGUGAAAGACAGAAGAAAAGAAUACGCGUUCCACGCCAAAAAGAUUCAAAUGGUAACCCGAUACCACACAAGCAUGUGCAUAAAUCAAAACUUUAUAAACACAAAAAUGGAGAUCUUGCUUACGGUUCUGAAAUACCUGAAUCUACAAAUGCAGUAUCAUAUUAUCCAAAUACAACUGGAGAUGUUACUAGUAUAUCUCUUACAACUCAUAAUUCAACAAAUGAUUCAAAAAGUUCGAAACAUUCACACAAAUCAAAACAAUCAUCAUCUUCCAAGAAUUCUUCAUAUACUGUCAAAUCUGGCAAGCGUGUAAUACAUUAUGAUCCAGAAUCUCCAGAAUUUAAUGGAAAACCACUUCAUAUCCUUGAUAAUUUGAGUGAUUUAUACUACGAUAGUGCAGAUGGCGAUGACUUUGCACAACUUGAGAAAGAUAAGAAGUUUAGUCCACAAAAAUCACUUAAACCUGAUAUGCGUUUCAGAGGAAGGCACUACAUGGAUACUACAACAAUGAGUGAAUCGACAAUCGAUACAGUUCCAUCUACAGCACCUACUACAUCCGAAAAUGAGAUCAAAUCUCGUUCAAUUUCUUCAUUUUCAACAUCAGAUUCAAAUAACUUCAUGAAUUCAUCCCAUAGUACACAGACUUCAGAAGGAGGUGAGUCAAAAGGCAAGUCUCGCUCCAGUAAACAUCGUGAUUCCGCGAAUUCAUCGAUGUCAUCAAAUUCAAAAUCAUUAAAUCAAUACCAGCUUGGCCAAAUGAAGCCAACCGAAGUACAAUAUUCAUUAUUCGAUGAAUACGCAUCCGGAAAAGCCAUUACUCGUAUCGAUGAUAUCAUUUUGACACAAGAAGGAGAUUCAACCAUUGAUUCUGAUUAUAUCCCAGCCAGACCACACGAGGACAACCAGCUCGAUGAUGCAGAAGAAGCCAGUGGCGUUUAUAUCGAAGCUUCUGACACUGGAUACGAUUAUAUCGGAGUUGAUCCUGAUACUGAGACAAUUCCAACAAAUGCCAUACCUGUUGAACCAACAGAUAAAGUAUAUUAUGGUACAAACAUGGAAACUGACGGUCUUGUCACUGUUGAAGAAUUUGUAUCCGCAACAAGCGGUUCUGCUGAAUUUGUUGAAGAUAUGACUGCUUCUGAUGGUCAGGUACUUGUUGAAGUUACUGAUACAUCAAAUCUUAAUAACGAUAACACGAUUGAUGUACUUAAUAAGAAAGAUUUCGAUAAAAAGUACGAAUACGCCAAAUCUGUUAGAUCAGCUGUUGUUAAUCGCAAAGACAAUAGCAGUAUCUACUCUAGCAAGGUAGGAGCUCAGUCAGUUAAGGUAAAACCAACAGAUAAUAAGAAAUUAGAAAGUAAACCAGAAGAAAAAGAGUCAGAAACAUCAUAUGAGAGUAUCUCAACACUUGAAAAGACACAUGACUCUGAAGAAUCACCAGCUCCUGUAGAAAUUCCACAGAAUAAUCAAAAUGAACAAAAAUCUAGUGUAAAAUCUCAAAAUGACAUCGAAUCUAUUGUAGAAGAAGAGGAAGAAGAAGAGGAAGAGGAUGAUUACGAAGAAAAAGAUGAAGAGGACGAAGAAGAAGAAGGUUAUGAAGAAGAUUCAGCAGAUGAUAUGUAA
This is a messenger RNA of Trichomonas vaginalis G3, 1632 nucleotides long. RefSeq lists its product as uncharacterized. NCBI's taxonomy places the organism in Eukaryota, Parabasalia, Trichomonadida, Trichomonadidae. Bases 1 to 1632 code for a protein of 543 amino acids. The record is from RefSeq and is a predicted model, not a curated record. The transcript has a single exon.